Molecule: messenger RNA, 3087 nt
Organism: Dunckerocampus dactyliophorus (ringed pipefish)
Lineage: Eukaryota; Metazoa; Chordata; Actinopteri; Syngnathiformes; Syngnathidae
Exons: 15
Coding region: 27-2588 (853 amino acids)
Source: RefSeq, a predicted model, not a curated record
UAGGGAGAAGGUGAGCCUGGAGCAUCAUGCUUUCCACACCGCUGCUGCUGCUGCUGCAUCUGGUCCUGUUCUCAGUGGUGUCUGCAUCGCACCACUAUGGCGGAGUCAACACCUACAGCUAUGGAGGGAAAAGCUCCAAUGGGACUUUUAUAGUCCACAUUCGCAACAGGGCGACCUUCGAUGGGUGUGGCCCCCAUCAGUCCAUGUAUUGUUACAACGGUUCCUGUGGGUGGGAAGUCUACAGCAACAGAAGUGUACUUGAUUCCAGCACCAACACACCCAUAUAUAACAGGAAAUGGUGUGAGGCAGAGACAGUGACCACAAGACAUCUCACUUCCAACAAACCUUUCUCUCUGCGGUCGGCUAGCUGUUGCUGGAUUCCUACCCGGAACUACCUUGGCAAUUGGAGGCUGCUGACCACUGUGGAUUUGGGUACAAGAUCUGACACCGGAGUGCCAAACACGUCACCAGUUAUUGGCACGCUACCUUUCCUUCGAGUUCCUCAAAACUGCCCACGGACCUAUCAAAUGUUGGCCUUUGACCCUGACGGUGACCGAGUCCGAUGCAGAUAUGGACUACAUCGCAAUACAGAAUGCAGCUCCUGUACCCAGCCUGCGGGCUUUCAAUUGGAUGAGGACACUUGCACUUUGUGCUACAACUACACAAAUUCUGAUCCCAGAGUUUUUGGAUUUGAGUUAGUGGUGGAAGACUUUCCCCAACAGCCCAUCACACUUGUCUACAGUGAUGGAUCCCAUUCCUACAGGCCUCCGCUCACUUAUAGGGGAAAGAGAGCUGCCUGGGCCACUCCUUCUCCAGGUUGGUAUACCACAACCAAAGCAGGACACCCAUGGUCAUCCUGGCAGAACACAACAAGAAACAGGACUACAACCCCACAAUCAUGGUCGCAUUGGAACGCUACAACAGGACAGCCAUGGUCGCGUUGGUCGACUACAACCUCACAACCAUGGUCGCAUUGGAACGCUACAACAGGACAGCCAUCGUCGCGCUUGCUGAUCGCAACAAGACACAGGACUACAACCACACACCCAUGGUCGCAUCGGAACUCUACAACAGAAGGUGGUACUACUGCAAGACAUCCGCACACCCGAACUCCACCUCUUGGCAAACUACCUUUGCAAUUUUCUUUACUGGUGGACCCCCCUGUUCCUUCAUGUCAAGAAGGACUCUACCUACCGACCUUAGUAUAUCCAACGCCUCGAAAUGGAGAACGCAUCCACGCAGAGAUCAACAAAGAAGUGGCAAUCAGAGUCAAAGCACUAGCUAGUUAUACAACAAUACAUGACAUCAUCACGAGUGGGCCAAAGAAUAUGAAGAAGUACAAAAACACGCAUGAUGAGUUUGUCCUAAGGUGGACACCCAGGCCUGGUGACAUAGGUGGACAUCACCCACUCUGCUUUGCUGUUGAAUCAAUCACAUGGUCCGCUCAAACCACACCUCAGCCAUAUUAUUAUGACCCCCAAUAUAACACUCCUCCCCCAACAAAGGUCUAUCAGUCUGAAAUGAGGUGUGUUCUGCUUGAUGUUCGGAAUGAGACAAUUAAAGCUACGGUGAUCUGUACGGAGUCCAAUAUGACGGUGGCCGUGAGCAAAACUUCCCUCCAUGGAAUACAUUUGGAUCGGCUCCAUCUCAGUGAUUCAGCCAAUAUUGACUGCAACCUCCAAACGCACUCCAACAGCACGCACAUCGUUGCCAUCGUCCCCCUCAACUCUUGUGGCACUCAGCUGGAGGAGGAUGAUGAAAAUCUUAUUUUUAAAAAUGAGAUCAACAGCGUGGACAACUUCCAAGACACCAUCACACGGAAAAACAGGCUGGAACUGGAUUUCUGCUGCCAGUAUGCCAAGCGGGGAAAUGUGACGCAGAGUUUCACUGCACACAGAAAGAAUGUCACCGUUUGGGAAAAGGGCUUUGGCAUUUUCACCUACCAGUUUGAGUUCUUCCCAAAUGUUUGGUUCAAAACAAUGAUUAGUCCCAGUCUUUACCCUCUGGAAUAUGACCUAAAAAGCAGGAUUUACAUGAAAAUAGAGGCCUCUACUUCACUCAACAACACUGAACUCUUUGUGGAAUCGUGCAAAGCUGCUCCGUAUGACAACCCCAACUACCGCCCCACCUACACUAUCAUUGAAAACGGAUGUACGGUGGAUCCAACACUUCUGAUCCAUCCUCCUGCUCAUAAGCGGGAAUUCAGGUUCAGCCUUGAGGCCUUCAAGUUCAUUGGACUUCACGAUCAGGUGUACAUCAGCUGUUCAGUGCUGGUGUGUGAGGCGGGUGUACCCUCUACCAGGUGCUCCAGAGGAUGCAUCAACUCCACGUGGCCAGGCCAGGAAGAACACCAUUACAGAAAGCGAGAAGCUGCCAUCCAGAGUGCCAACCACUUUGUUUCCCAAGGCCCAUUGCGUCUGAAGAAAUCAGCAGAGAGUGAUGGAAGCACAGCACUAAAUUUGAAUCUGAACCUGGUAUUCAUCGCUGGAUGUCUUCUCGCAGUUGUUGGCAUGAUCAGCACGGUGGUCAUCUACAAAGCCAAAAUGUCAAGAGUUAAAUAUCAACCUUUGCCAACAUUUGACAGCUAAACACAAAGCAUUAGAAGAGAAAGAAUUCCAAAAUCGCUACAUCUCAAAUUAGAUUUUGAUUGUUUGCAAUCAGAUGUGCUAUUUGGGUAUGCAAAUUAUUGGGUGGGGUGCAUGAAAUGUACGACAUAUGAUUAACCUUGAAACAACAAUUAAUAACGUGCUAAUGCUUGAUUGUUGUGUGCAAUCACAAUAUUAUUACAUUCUGUAAUUGAGUGUAAAUGCCAUGAAAAUCCUAAAAAUGGUAUGCAUAUUAAUAUACAGGAUUUGUGCACAAUGAAAAUACACAUCAAAAGAUUUUGGGGGUAAAAGUAAAAUGGUUGCAAUAUUAAAAGUGAACAAUAUAAAUACCAUCAGUGGUGAGAGGCUGUUACCAGGCGAGGGUGAGUCAAUGGGAACACAUGAUUUGGAUGCAUGACAAGACGUUGUGUCAUUGAUCAAAGUUUGUUACACUUGUUUGACAACCAAUAAAAAAAUAAACAUUCUUAUACUUGUACACUAU